UGUCAUUAGGCAUGAUUAUUGCGACCUUUGUCUGCCUUUCCAGAUGCAAAAAAGAAGUGGUGGAAUAAUAUCCCCAAUCCAGCAAAAAGCAAGCUUGCCCAGAGCAGUCUACUACAGAAACAAUCUUUCAAUCCAGAUGGAAAAUCUGCAAAAAAAGUAUCUUGUGCAAGUUUUAUUAGCAGAAUCGUCAAAGCUCACAAGUCCAGAUGUGACAUGCUCACCCAGCAGCAAAAUGCCGAAGGCUAUGUCAAUAUCUGUGGAGGUCAGUACUAUAAAAAAGUUUUUUUUGAACCUGAGGAUGAAGAUAUUGAGAGAUGUGAAAUGUUCCUCAUAAAGAAAAAUGAAAACCCAGCUCAAAAAGACAAAAUGGAACUUAAGGUCGAAGAUCACCUGUUGGAACUUGGAGACCUGUCUAUUGCUAGGAUGUUUUUUGAUAUACUUUGUGAUUCAUCAGGCAUAAACGUAGACACAUUUGAAUCCUUUAACACAGGGAACUCACUUGGUUGUUCAGGCUGGAUGGACAGUUUUGGCAAAAAGGAAAUACAUAGGUGCAAUUCAGAUAUCUCAGCAUAUCAGGAAUCAGGAUAUAACAGUUAUGGCUUACAUGAUUCUCCAAUUGAUUUUUUAGACAUAGAUAGGCUCAAUACCUCAUACUUUUGCCAACUGUCUGACAUUGAAGGAGACUGUAUUCCUAAAUCUCCACCAAGUAGUGUCAAGGAUAACUGUUUAUAUCAGAAAGAAGAAGAGCAUUCAGAAAGUCCU
Messenger RNA from Staurois parvus, 762 nucleotides. NCBI's taxonomy places the organism in Eukaryota, Metazoa, Chordata, Amphibia, Anura, Ranidae. The record is from the annotation of a GenBank genome assembly.